UGUUUAGGAUAGAUUAAGCUGCGCUGCGGCUUGACGGCAGCCUUAGAAGCUUCCCCCCAGCCAGCGAUGCUACCUUUGCCUUCAACUGGUUAUACAAGCCGCCCAACAAAUACUACAAGAAGCUCUUCAUCCAUCAAGCAGUUGCGCCAUCUACUCCACAGCACGAGGACGCGUACCGCCCUUUCAGCUGCGGGUGGCUGGUUCCCGAGGAGACAAGCCUGUGCAAGCCUGUCUUUGUUGCUCACUCUCUGCUGUCAGCUAUCUGGUUGGUGCGAGCGUCGCUCCCAGACAAAGACACGCUCCCUCCCUGACGAUGUUUGGGCUCGCCUUGUCUCUGCAGCAGACACACUCACCUCCCAGGGCGCAGAGCAAGCUCCGCCUUCUGCUCAAACUCCCGUCCAGUCUACAGCAGCAGGGAGCUUUCACGACGCAGGCCUGCGCUGCAAAGCGCCUUCUAGCUCAAAGCGGCCUACCUCAACUGGAGCGUCUCCAUCGCCGAAGCGCGCUCGGUCCGUGGAGCCUCUAGGCCAAGCUGCCAAGGCGCCGUCGCAUGCGUCGAGUCUUCGGAUCUCCAACUGCAGCAGCGAUCUGGAGGAGCUACGUCCACAGGAGUCGGCAGCUCUGAUCACCACAGUCACUAGCAACAACCGUCGCGCUGAGCAGGCCUGUGACAAGAAGCGUAAAGCUUCGCUGAUGAGAAAGCGGCUAGACCUUGGUUUGAUUAAACUAAGCAACACGGCUUCUCGCGACGAACACUACGCCUACAACUAUCUUUCCUAGAAGGACGAGGCCAUUGUCGGCUGGAUCAUUAAGCAGCCAGUCUCUGACACAGACGACUUCUACAACGCCGCCUAAACGCUGUAUCGCACAGCUUUAAUCUUUCUGGAGAAGGCCCGUGCGCUCGGGAACCUUAACGCUCGAUUCUACGCUCGCCAGUUCCUGCUAGGCUGGCGAGAGCGUGGAACACUGUUCCAAGGCAGGUUUGCUAGAGACGUACCUCGCUCCCAGCAGCACCAGCAGCAAUCGCAGCACAGCAGCCACCUUGCAGGGUCGCAGAGACAAAACGACACCGAUGUGGAGUUUUGCUCUGCCUGGGAUAGGUGCAGACGCUACGAGGGCAUGCUAGCAGCUGUGCACAUCGAGUACAGGUGGGCGGAGGCCCUCUUGGGCCGAGCGUACGCCAAUAAAAUAACACAGAUUCAGCAAAACGACCUUAUC
This is a messenger RNA of Didymella exigua CBS 183.55, 1218 nucleotides long. RefSeq lists its product as uncharacterized. The record is from RefSeq and is a predicted model, not a curated record. Lineage: Eukaryota; Fungi; Ascomycota; Dothideomycetes; Pleosporales; Didymellaceae. The transcript has a single exon. Bases 67 to 780 code for a protein of 237 amino acids.